Electrophorus electricus (electric eel) is the source of this 3213-nucleotide messenger RNA. RefSeq names its product leiomodin 1a (smooth muscle) (gene lmod1a). Gene Ontology annotation, molecular function: tropomyosin binding. Gene Ontology annotation, cellular component: myofibril; cytoskeleton; striated muscle thin filament. Lineage: Eukaryota; Metazoa; Chordata; Actinopteri; Gymnotiformes; Gymnotidae. Gene Ontology annotation, biological process: actin filament organization; pointed-end actin filament capping; muscle contraction. The record is from RefSeq and is a predicted model, not a curated record.
GGAAGGCUCUCAGAAGAAGGCUUUGACAUGGGUAUUUGAGGUGUUAUGCAGGACGGCUGGUUUUAUUGUAGAGGACGCUACUGGAAAUCUAUAUAGAAAAGUCGGUCUGUGGGUGUCAUUUCAAUAAUGUCGAAAAGUCAUCAGGUGGGCGAGGACUCGGACAUCGAGACACUGCUUGCGACCCUUUCACCCGAGGAGGUAGAAGAGCUCGAGAGGGAGCUCGUUGUCAUCGAUCCUGAUCCAAACAUCCCAGUCGGGCUCAGACAGCGGAACCAGACGGAGAAAGUGCCGACUCGCGGUUAUAACCGUGAAGCCAUGCUGGACUACUGUGAACGGGAGACGAAGAAACUCAUUGAGAGGGAAUUGUCAUUUGAGGGAGAGUUGAAAGGUGAAGGACGUAGACGCGACCGCCUCAAGAGGAUGAGGAGCAGGGAACAGCAAAGCUUCUCCAGGUCUCGAAGCCAUGAGGAAUCUGACAAGGAUGAGCCAAGGGAUGGAAAAGAACAGGGAAAAGAGGAAAAAUCUGAGGAUGAAUUUAAAAAGGCCUCUGAUGGAAAAACGGAAUGCAGUGAAAAGGAGAGAGGGAAAGAAAAGUUAGGACAGGGAAAGCUGAAAAGAGAGACAGAAAAGGAAAAACAAAAGGAGACGCCUAGGAGAGAACAAGAUAGUGGCAGGUCUUUGGAGGUUAUCUCUAAGCUACAAGAAAAAAAAGAAGAUAACUUAAAGAAGGCGAGAAACGAAGGACACGAUAGGGGAGAAAACUCAAGAACGAAGGCAUUAAUAUCCAAGCUACAGAGUAAAACUGAGGUAGAUGAUAGCAAAAAGAAAGAAGAGAGCGAAUUAAUGAAAAGUAGAGAUAGAAGAACAAAAGAUCUGGUGUCCAAGCUAGAGGAUCAUAUGAGUCCAACUGAGCUCUGCAGAAUGGGUGAACGAAGGAGCAGACAAAGAGCCCCAGGGGAUGGUGGGGUCAUGGAGGAGAAAGAAAGGGAACAGGAGAACAUUAGUGAGAAAAGCAGACCCUACUCCCAGAAAGGUACCACUGGAACAGAGAAAGAAAAGGAGAAGCCAAGCAAGUGGGAGAAUUGGAAGAUGAGAGAGAAAGAGCAGGAGAGAGCAAAAGAGAGAGAGAAAGAGAGGGGAGAAGAUGAAGAGAAGAUGUUAACGAUAAAAGGUGAAACUCAAAAAAUCACUACUGAGCAGUGUGCGAGUGGGGAUGACCAGUCUGUCAAAUCCAAAGAUGAUGAUGAGGAAGGUAAUGAAGAUGAUUACAUGGACAGUGAUACUGGUUCUAGCAUGUUUGAUGAACUCUUGGAGCAGGUGCGUAAUGAUGACCCCGAAGUCACUGAGCUCAACAUCAACAACUCAGAUGUUAUUAAGACAGACACCCUUAUCCAUUUGCUGAGGCUACGUGACAACACUCAUGUUAAAACGGUUGCUCUUGCUAACACGAGAGCAGACGACCAUGUAGCCUUGCCCUUGCCCGGGACCUUACGGAACAACACCACAUUGACAGGAAUUAAUUUGGAUUCCAACCAUCUCACCGGUAAAGGCAUCCUGGCUGUCAUUGAGUCUCUGAAGCAUAAUGCUACUCUCACAGAGCUUCGCUUUCACAAUCAGAGACACAUUUGUGGCGGGAAGACUGAGAUGGAGAUGACUAAGGUUCUACGGGACAAUGUUUCCUUACUCAAGCUGGGGUAUCACUUUGAGCUAGCUGGGCCAAGGAUGGCUAUGACCAAACAUCCUGACCGUAAUAUGGACCGCCAACGCCAGAAACGAUUAGAAGCACGACUUGCCAAACAGGCAACUCAGACUAGCCCAACGCCACCUAGUGGAGAGAAGAAGAAAGCAGUCUUACCUGAAAUGCAUAAACGUAAAGGAAUACUGCAGUCCCACCAUGUUGAGAAGAAAGAAUCUAUAACAGCCAGAGUUUCCAAAUUUAACAACCCUUCCCCACCCUCCAAAGCUACUCCUCCCAAGUCCUCACUUGGUCCCCUAAACUCCAAAGCACCAGGUAAAAAAACGGAGUUACAAACAGAGUCAUGUCUAGGAGCCCCAGCUCCACCUCCUCCCCCUGUCCCUGUUUUGGAUGUUCAGGCACUGCGAUGGUCAUUGACCCCUGUUUCCCAACGCCAACAAGACAGAGUGUCAGGCCAUGGGACAGAGAGGAGCUCCAGAGAUCAGCUGCUAGACUCUAUCAGGAACUGCAACAUGAACACACUCAAAAAGGUUGAUGUUCCCAAGCGUCUGAGGUAGCAGCUGGCAAGAAAACCAGAAGAGAGCUGGGACUGGUUUAACAAACAUUUUGUGGAGUCAGUUAUGCAUUUCUGAGUACAACACCAUUUACAGCAAUGUCACAGGGCUCAGGUACAUCAAAAGGAUACUCAGGCAAUGUUGUAUACUAAAAUAAACAGCCUAAAUACUCUUGACAGAGAAAUCUCUGCACUUAAAAAAAUAAAAUUUGUGUUAAAUGCCUAGUCACGGUCACUAAGAGCCUUAUGAAAGGACUAGAAAGUUUUGGAAAUUGUAAUUUGUUGGAAAUUGUUUUAAUUGCAGUAAUAUGUGACAGGUAUUGGAAUAUGUUGCUUGUACAUCAUAUUUUGGUUUUUCCCUAUAUGUAUUUUAUUUGACCUUGAAUUUUGUGGAACUGGAUCAUGAUAUUUGUUGAAUUGUUUGUUUUGAAGAUAAUGUAGGUUGAGUGAAAAGGGUAAGAAAAUGAAUUAUGGAACAACCAAUAUGAGACUGAAUUCAUACCACUGACAGCAAACAGAAAUUGAGGUAACAAACACUUUAAUGGUCAUUGCUACUGUUUGCUAGAUAUUUUUUGGUGGCAGACCUCUCUCAACACAACAGUUAUACCUAUUACCAUGCCACUACUAAAACAAUGUCAAUGCUGUGCUGAAAAAAGUGUCCUUCACCUAAAUAAUGUCUGGUAGGCUGUGGCAGUGCACUUAGAAACUGACCAGUAGUGAAUAAGUGGUGGCUGAAAAAUAUAUCCUGUAAAUGUGCACCAAUAAAAUGCCCCUUUAAGACAGACAUGUCUAGUUAUGUGGCCAUUGAGUGUAGGGCAAGAUGCUUCUUAUAAGGUAUUGAGUGUAAAGUGGCAUCAAUGCAUUCAGACCACAUGCAGACAUGCUGUAGAAUCCCCAAAGUCCCAGUGUCUUCUCUUCAUCCUGUACCAAAAAUUGAAUGCUGUAUACAUUAUUAUUAUUAAUA